Molecule: messenger RNA, 1724 nt
Organism: Plectropomus leopardus (leopard coralgrouper)
Lineage: Eukaryota; Metazoa; Chordata; Actinopteri; Perciformes; Serranidae
Source: RefSeq, a predicted model, not a curated record
CACUGUCAACGACUGGGCUUGUUAUGAGUAACUAGCAGCACUUUAAGCUAACGUUAACCUGCUAUCUGUCUGUUUAUCAACGUUAGUCGUUCAUUCAGUAAUUAGAGUCUUAAUAUUUAUUCAGCACACAUUUGUUGCAGAUACAUUCAUUCAGCAAACCCGAAAAGAAAAGGACUGUAUUCACGGGUAACGUUAGCUAAAGCUUUUUUUUUUUUUUUUAAAGCAUCGUAUCUCUGAAUUGUAACCAAUUGUUAACACUGUUGUUGACGCUAAGCUAAGCCCUCAGGAGCUAACGUUUUGUAAUUUUUUGUCAGAAUAUGUCAGGUUUUAUGUGUUAAAACAGAUACAUGCGACAAUAGCAAAUAGAGGUAGUGUGAAGUAAUGCUGGCUUGCAGUGAAUGAGUAGUGGUCUCUUGCUGAGAGGAAAAAGGUGAUGUCUGAGUUCAGGAUUAAGCUGAAUGAACCAGAGGCAAAGACUAACGGGGACCAGGGUGGACCCCCUCCUGACCCGGGGAAAUCUCCCACCUCUGAGGCCUGUGGACCUGGACUGCAGGGUCUAUUGCCUGCUGGUCCUCCAUCUUCAUCAGACGUCAGCCCCUCACCUUCUGCUGAGACAAGUGGUUUGCUGUCAUUACCAUGGGAGAUGGUAACUCACAUUGCAUCACACCUUCCUGCUCAGUGUGUCAUCACCGUGCUGCCAAAGGUCUGUCAUGCUUUGGGCAAUGUUGGGAAGGACAACACCGCUUGGCAACUCCGGGCACGCAGACUGAUAGGUUCCCGAGCUGGCUUCCCUGUCGGGCCGAGGGAGGACUUUGACUGGCCUUCUGCUUGCCUGGAGAUGGAGCAGAUGAUAACCUGCUGGACAGGACAAGCGCACCUUGUUGCCAGACAGACCCAAGAGGAUGAAAGGGAACAAGUGAGGCCGCAGCAAAGGGCGGAGCAGGACGGGGAACCAGCCGCAGAAAGACAGGAAGACGGCGGAGAGGAUGAGGUAGAAGGGGUGGGAGUGGAGGCGCAGGAGGUUGCGUACGGCGUCGAUGAUGGGAUGGAGGUGGCAAUGGAAGGCGAGGAAAAUGAGGAAAUGCAGCCGGUCGACGGUGGAGACCAACUGGCGAGACUGAGAGAGGAGCUGGAGGAGAGACUGGAGGACGAUGCAGCAGCACUAAUGGAAGAGGAAAGGGACCACAGGAUGGUGUUUGAUGCUAAUGAGGGGCAAGAUGGUGCUCUAAAUCACCAGGAAGACUUGGCAGGCCCCAGAAAUCUAGAUAAUGGAAGACAGAUAGAGAUGGAGCAACGUCAAACCCCCAGAAGUCCCAGCCCGCCCCCAGCGCUGGAGUGCAUCACCCUACCUUCAGGCCACAUUGCCCAGGUCAACUCAGUCCUCCUUGUGGGCGGAGACGGGGCAGUUUGUGCCACAGGCUCCAGAGACUGGAAUGUUAAACUGUGGGAUCUGCAGGCGGGCUCCAGCGGCAUGCUGCUGCACACACUGGGAGGGCAGGGUGACUUCAGCACCCAUCGGGGCUGGGUCUGGUGCCUGGCGUCUCAGGGACCUCAGCUGGCCUCGGGGGGCUUUGACAGCACAGUGAGGCUGUGGGACCUCCAGGCAGGAGGCGCGGAGAGGGGCCUGAUCAGGGCCGGGGCCGCUGUCCUCUGCUUGUCCUGUCAGACGGACGUUUUGCUGGCUGGAACAUUUGACAAGAGAGUCAGCAUGUAUGACACCAGAG